Messenger RNA from Mus musculus (house mouse), 4973 nucleotides. RefSeq names its product R3H domain containing 1 (gene R3hdm1). The transcript is spliced from 28 exons. The record is from RefSeq and is a predicted model, not a curated record. Gene Ontology annotation, molecular function: nucleic acid binding. NCBI's taxonomy places the organism in Eukaryota, Metazoa, Chordata, Mammalia, Rodentia, Muridae. Bases 1227 to 3995 code for a protein of 922 amino acids.
CCGUCAACGCGACGGAGAGGCGGGGCCAGUGCGUGGUGGGAAGGGGCGGGAUUCUGCCGCCGCGGCUGCCGCUGGAGCCGGUGUCCGGGCUGGUGAUGGGGUUAAUUCCCUUCCGUGAGACUCUACCUUGCAACCAGCCGGCCCCGCCGUCGCCCCGCUGUGCCGCGCUCCCGCCACCUCCUCCUGCUCCUUCUCAGUAACGCGGGCCACUGAAAGGUAUGAUAUAUUUGAUCCAAGACAGUCCAUUUCAGCCCAGGAAUCUACAGUGGUGACAAGGACAUGGGACUCCUCCCGCCAGAUUACUGUUGGUUCAAUACAUUUGACAUCCUGGCUGACAACUGUGAAGAGGAACCUUGGGUUAUUUUAUUUUAUUUUUGUGGAACACCACAAUCUCAGAUCCAUAGGACACAUCAGGCUUCAAGUUCCCUGUAGAAUUCUAAAAUAACCUUUGCUAAUGAGGAUGUCUGAUAUUGUUAUUAUAAAAGAUGAAACUGAAACAAUGAAGGAUUUGGAGGCAGAAAUGAGAGAUACAACCAGAGUUGAAAAUCUUAUCAAAUCAGAAAACUAUGGGAAGAUUUCGGCAGAGAAGAAUGAACAUUGUAUUGACAACAAUAUUGAUUUGCAGCGGCCCCCGCAGUCAUUUGGACAGACAGGAAAAAGGUCUAAGUCAAGCUCAAAGUUAAAGCUAGUUCGGAGCCUUGCAGUAUGUGAAGAAUCUCCACCACCCCCUGCAGCAGAGAUAUCACAGGAGACCCAGGAGAAAAUUCAGAUACAGUUAACACAAUCAUUUGAAAAAGAGGAAAAGCCCUCAAAAGAUGAAACAGAUAAAGAAAAAGCCAGUGAUAAGUUACCCAGAAAAAUGUUAUCAAGAGAUUCCAGCCAAGAAUACACUGAUUCAACUGGCAUAGAUCUACAUGAAUUUUUAGUAAAUACAUUAAAAAACAAUCCCAGGGACAGAAUGAUGCUGCUGAAAUUGGAACAAGAAAUUUUAGAUUUCAUUGGUAAUAAUGAGUCCCCACGUAAGAAGUUUCCCCCGAUGACAUCUUACCACAGGAUGCUGUUACACAGAGUGGCUGCCUACUUUGGAUUAGACCACAAUGUUGAUCAGAGUGGGAAGUCUGUCAUAGUGAACAAAACUAGCAACACAAGAAUGGAGAUUACCCGCUCCAGCCUUGAACCAGUGGUGUUGUGGAUGUCAACAACCGAGUGUCCACUGGGGUGUCUCAAUGGAGCGGGAAGAUGCCGAUUGCAGGGCAGUAAAUUCAGGCAUCUUUAAAAGAAAGAGACCUGAUCAGAAAUUUAAUGAACAUAUAAAGGAUGAUAGAGGUGAAGACUUUCAGAAACGAUACAUCCUUAAGAGAGAUAACUCUAGCUUUGACAAAGAUGAUAGCCAGAUGAGAAUACGUUUGAAAGAUGACAGAAGAAGCAAAUCUAUAGAAGAAAGAGAAGAAGAAUACCAGAGAGCUAGAGACCGAAUAUUUUCCCAAGAUUCCCUGUGUUCCCAAGAAAACUACAUUAUUGACAAAAGAAUCCAAGAUGAGGACACUAUUGGUACCCAGCAGAGGCGCCAGAUAUUUAGAGUUAAUAAAGAUGCUUCAGGCCGAUCGACAAACAGCCAUCAGAGCAGCACUGAAAAUGAGUUGAAAUACUCAGAGCCACGACCCUGGAGCAGCACCGAUUCAGACAGCUCCCUCAGAAACCUGAAACCCGCUGUCACCAAAGCCAGCAGCUUUAGCGGAAUCUCAGUCCUGACAAGAGGUGAUAGCUCUGGAAGCAGCAAAAGCAUAGGCAGGCUUUCAAAAACAGGAUCUGAGUCUUCAGGUAGUGUAGGGUCCUCUACAGGCUCUCUUUCUCACACCCAGCAGCCUCUCCCAGGUUCAGCUCUUAGCCAGUCUUCUCAUGGCGCACCUGUCAUCUACCCGGCAGCCAGCAAUCACAGUUCUCUUUCCUUUGAUGGUGGCCUCAGUGGUCAAGGUGCAUCUCCUAGCACUAGCUUCCUUUUGCUUCCCUUGGAAGCAACUGGCAUACCACCUGGCAGUAUUCUGAUCAACCCACAAACAGGUCAGCCCUUCUUAAACCCAGAUGGAAGUCCAGUUGUGUACAAUCCUCCUAUGACUCAACAGCCAGUUCGAACCCAAGUGCCUGGUCCUCCACAGCCACCUCUGCCACCCCCACCACCUCAGCAGCCAGCAGCCAGUCACAUGUUCUCACAGCCUGUUGGUCCUCUGCAGUCCUCUUCUCAGCCUGUUCAGUGCUCUCCAGCCCCCUACCCAUCCCCGCUCCUGCCAGUCUCACCCACCCAGCAGUACUCCGUGGAUAACCUUGGCGCUCAGUUCAGCCAUAUGAGUCUUGCCCGCCAGCCAUCAGCUGAUGGUUCUGACCCUCAUGCCACCAUGUUCCAGUCCACUGUUGUACUACAGUCUCCACAGCAGUCUGGUUACAUCGUGACGACAGCACCUCCACAUCCGCCACCACCACCUCCACCACCUCCCCCUCCUCCUUCCCUACCACCUGGGCAGUCAGUCCCCACUGCCAGUUUCUCUGCCUCUGGGCAUCCUGUCAGCCAGCCUGUGCUCCAGCAGCAGGGGUUUCUUCCUCAGCCCUCACCACAGAUGCCAGCCUGUUACUGUGCUCCAGGCCACUAUCACUCCAGCCAACCUCAGUACCGCCCUAUCCCUUCUGUCCAUCACAGUUCACACCUAAACCAACCACUGCCACAGCCUGCACAGCACACAGGUUAUCAAGUUAUGCCCAACCAGCAGCAAAACUACCAAGGAAUAGUUGGAGUUCAGUCACCGCAGAGUCAGAGCCUCAUGGGAGGCCAGCCAAACAGCACUGGACCUCAUAUCCAAGGAGUGGUCAUCCCCUACCCCUCAGUGCCAUCAUAUCAGGUUUCACUGCCUCAAGGUUCUCAAGGAAUUGCCCAUCAGACUUAUCAACAGCCUGUUGUGUUCCCUAAUCAGUCUAAUCAAGGAUCUCUGCCCACAACAGGAAUGCCAGUCUAUUACAGUGUCAUUCCACCUGGCCAACAAAGUAAUUUAAGCUCUGCAGUUGGUUACUUACAACAUCCAGGGUCAGAACAAGUACAGUUUCCUCGAACCACGUCACCAUGCAGCUCUCAACAGCUCCAAGGCCACCAGUGUGCAGCUGUGCCACAGCAGCCACCUGGUGGAGGAAUGGUAAUGAUGCAGCUCAACCUACCAAAUAACCCACAGUCUCGGACCCACUCACCCCCACAGUGGAAACAGAACAAGCACUACUGUGACCACCAGAGAGGACAGAAGUGUAUGGACUUUAGCAACAUGGAUAAUAUUGUUCAGCCCAGCCCUCAGCUCAGCAGCCCCAUCCUUUCUCCAGUGCAGUCGCCAGCACCAGCUCAGCUGUCCACUCUGAAGACCAUCCGUCCCUCAGGACCACCGCUUUCCAUCAUGUCCCAGUUUGCUAGACCUUUUGUUCCUGGACAGGGAGAUGCCAGGUAUCCGCUGCUUGGCCAGCCCCUGCAGUACAACCCUCCUACUCUUCUGCAUGGACACAUUCCACAUCAACAGGGUCAGUCUGGCAGCAGGCAUGGAAACCGAGGACGUAGACAAGCUAAGAAAGCUGCAUCCACAGACCUUGGAGCAGGAGAAGCAGUUGUCGGCAAGGUCUUGGAAAUCACAGAACUACCAGACGGAAUAACUCGAGUGGAAGCCGAGAAGCUUUUUGGGGAACUCUUUAAAAUUGGCGCCAAGAUCCGAUGGCUCCGGGACCCCCAGUCUCAGCCUCAGCUGCGUCGUCACGCUCUCUGCUGUGGUAGUGGGGAUAACACUGUCAACCCUGAGCACUCUAAACCCAGUGACCUGGCCUCUACGUACACUGUCCUAGCUACGUUCCCCUCCAUUUCAGCUGCACAGAGUGCACUGAAGAAGCAGAUCCAUUCAGUGAACAAGUUUAAGCUGAGAAUGAGCAAGAAGCACUACGAUUUCCACAUUUUGGAAAGGGCAAGUUCUCAGUAAACCAGCCGCUACCUUUGGACCCCUCACUCUAUAAUUCCCUGCCCUCUCCCAUCUGAUUGGCUUGUUAAGUGGAGCGUAUGUAAUAUAGAGACUCCUGGGAUGUUUGGCCAUAUGUUACCGCUUUUGGAAGAAAGUCCAGGGACCCAGAAAAGGGAGGGGGAAGAUACCCAUUUCACCCCAGCGUCUAUAGGAAUCCACACGGGAAUGGUUCAGAGUUAGCAGCUGUUUCUAAGGAAAUGCUGUUCAGAUGCCUCCUAACUUUUAUAGUUAUUUUGUUUUAUAUUUCUGAAUUCUUGUAUCAGAUCCAAAGCUCUAUUGUACAGCAAAUUAUUCUUCAAAGUGAUUAUAACCAGUUACAACCUGUAUUUCUUUUUGCAGCCAGCACAGUGUGAACCAACUCAGACUUUGAGAGAAAAAGAAUGCAGGAGUGGAAUAACCAAGUCAAAAACCAUGUCAAAACUAUCCUCUGGGGGGUGCUGAGGGUGCUAUGGAGACCCACAAAUAAACAAUUACUCCUCCACUGAAUUGCUAAACACAGAAAAAUUUCCAGGAAAUCCAGAACUCCCCAACAGGGUCCUUCUUCUUCAUUUAGGUAGUGUGGCCGUUAAGUGUAAGGUAAAUUAUGUUCUCGAUGCCUCCUAAUCAAACCACUUAGGUUAGAAAGAAACAGGAAUCAUCCUAGGCAGGAAAAUUACUCCACUUUUUUUUAAGUGUCCUUCCAAUAACUAAUGCCACUCAUCAGCAUUGUCCUCUUUGGAAAUUUUGUCCUCCUGAGGAAAUGCACUUGACGAGUGCUGAAAACUUCUUAAGUGGUUUAAAUUUUGUUUUCAUUGUUUGCAGCGGAUUACUGGACAUCAAAGAUUCAUUGCACUUAUGAACAAGGAACCUUAUUUUCAAUUUCUGUGUAAUUUUGCAAGGCUGUACAAUGUGCUGAUGCAAGCCUUUUUCAGUUCAAGAGAAUAAAUGUUUACAAAUGUA